UGUUCAGGUGUAUCGCAUAUCACAUUCCAUGCCUUUAUUUAUACAUUUACAUAGAGAUAGAAUUACAAAAGGAAUGUCUUAAAAGACAUUAAUCAUUGACAUAACGGGAAAGAUCAUGGAUGAAGUUGUGGAGGUGUUAGAGGUUAUGGCAUUAAAGAUUUGAGAAAAUGGAGGUGGAAUAUAAUGGUGAAAAGUAGUGGAGGGGAACUAUAUGGACAUCCACAUUAAUAUAUUUUGUAACAUCUCUUAAUUUUUUAAAUUGAACAAGUAAAAAUGAACACGUACUUUUAGUAUAGAGAUUAAGUUAAAAAGUGGGGAUUUUUUUUUUUUUAAAAUAACUUAAAAAGUGAACAAAGAGUUUUUUAAUAGAUAAGUUAAAAAAGUACAUUUACUAAGCCUAACUUAUCUGGCCGGAAAGUCUCACCGGCAUGUCGAGAAAUCCACCGGAAGGAUACGCUGUCACUGACGAUUUUCUCGACCAAAUUCUCACGAUUCCCUCUUACGCUAGUAGCCUUACAGUAACUGAUGUUGGCCCAGUGAAGCUUCAUCGGAAACGGCGUCGUCGAAUUCAUUAUAUGGUGUUUCUCAGCUCACUUGAUUUCAAAAGUACCUCCUUGACACUUGCAUUAGAAAGAGAAGCAAUGAACAUGGGAAAUUUAUAUCCAGGCCUAGAACAUUUGCAAUCUCAUGCAGUUCGCCACACUGUUCCUCAAGUUCACCAAGUCCAGCCUUUUCAAGGCCAGCCAACAUCAAGCACAGCAGUAACUAUACCACACCAACCUGCUAUUCGUCCUAGGGUUCGGGCACGAAGAGGACAGGCCACUGAUCCACAUAGUAUUGCUGAGCGGUUAAGAAGAGAAAGGAUAUCAGAACGAAUAAAGGCUUUGCAGGAACUUGUCCCCAGCUGCAAUAAGACCGACAGGGCAGCAAUGCUUGAUGAGAUUCUGGACUAUGUGAAGUUCUUAAGGCUUCAAGUUAAGGUACUGAGCAUGAGUAGGCUGGGAGGAGCUAGCGCAGUGGCACAACUUGUUGCUAACAUUCCAUUGCAGUCUGCUGAGGGGGACAGUGGUGAAAGUCGAUCCAACCAGCAUGUCUGGGAAAAGUGGUCCGAUGCUGAAACAAAGCAAGAAGUAGCAAAGCUCAUGGAAGAAGAUGUUGGAGCAGCCAUGCAAUACCUUCAAUCCAAAUCACUCUGCAUCAUGCCCGUUUCACUUGCUGCACUUAUCUAUCCCACUCAGCAAACCGACGACCAAUCAAUGGUCAAGCCGGAACCAGCAGCCCCAUCCUAGACUUCUAACUUAUCGCACGUGCCAUCGAGAACUCCUAAUGGCUUUGUGGAGCACCCUCCUUUAUAUCCUUACCUAUAAUCUCUUGUAUUACCUUCCGAAAUCCGUGGCAAUGCAAUCAAAGUCAGAUGCCACAACUUUUCCUUUUAGCUCAACCAUUGGCCCCUUCCGCAACUUUCUUGAGUUUUGUUAACCAAGGUAACACUUAAGAAAGCAACCAGUCCAUUUGUAUCAUUUUAGGGUGGAGUGUAAUUUUUUCAAAUUUUCUGUUAUUAGCUGCUAGUUCCCCCUUUUUUGUUGUGGGUUGGUUGGGACUCAUUAGUUGUUUUUUCAUAGAGGAUGGGUUGGGGGUGGGGGGGGGGGGGGGGUAAUUGUAAAAGUGAUCAACUAGUGCUUGUAAAGUUUAGUGUAAUUUAAAUAUAUUAUCCCAUUGGAUAAUUGAAGUGUCCUGCCCAAAAAAGUUCUUGUUAAAUAAGUAUUACUGUGUGAUUUAUGCUUCUUUUGUGCUUUUUAUCUUUGGUGCCUUUGAUUACCUUAAAAUACUCAAAUUGGUUUUGUCUGUUUACCUAACUUUCAAAUACCAUUUUUCAACAUCAAGAUUAAACAAGUAGUAUGAUCUAUUGUAUGUGGACUCACUUUAUAAAUCUGCAAAUUAUUUUCACGGCUUGAAAAUAGGCUUUAUCUGUUGACUGCUGAAUGUUUGGACCAAGAAAAAGUUAGGUAGUUCUUGUGAUCAUUUUAAAGUAAUAAUCUACCAAUAAUUACUUGUUGCCAACUCAUAUAUUUUAAAAUUACAGCACAACAUAAUGUUAGUUGGGUAGCAUGCCACAUGGGUGUGUUUGUAAGUUUCUCUAACUUUAAUUAUGACAAGCCAUAUAUCUUUCACUAGGCAUAUCUAAUCUACCUAAAUCAUUGAAGAGAUUAUGCAGUAAUUUAAAAAGAGUCUUACUUAUAUACAUAGUUUUAAAAAAAUCAUCACAGCCUGUGGAUUGUAGUCACAUUACACAAACCAUUUUUUUUGUGUGUCAUGCUUCAUAAUAAAAAAUAGUUCAAUUUAGUUCGACAAUUCAAUUAUUCCUUAUCUACUAAAUGUACUGAUAAGUGAGUAAUUUUUUUUCUUCCUUACAAACAAGAUGGAAAUGCUAUCGAGAUUGUUGUGUAUACCGAUCGUUUCUUCCUUAAAUGGGUCAUACGCGGUAGGUAUUUGAGUUAUAGUCAAAUCAGUCACUAAAUAUCAGAUGAUUAAAAAAAAUUGUUGAAGAAGCUACGAGAAAUUGGAGAACAAAAAUAUUUUUCAUACCCA
Messenger RNA from Lycium barbarum (goji berry), 2589 nucleotides. Its product is annotated as transcription factor UNE12-like. Lineage: Eukaryota; Viridiplantae; Streptophyta; Magnoliopsida; Solanales; Solanaceae. Gene Ontology annotation, molecular function: DNA-binding transcription factor activity, RNA polymerase II-specific; protein dimerization activity; RNA polymerase II cis-regulatory region sequence-specific DNA binding. The record is from RefSeq and is a predicted model, not a curated record. Gene Ontology annotation, biological process: regulation of transcription by RNA polymerase II. The transcript has 8 exons. The coding region runs from base 429 to 1289 and encodes 286 amino acids. Gene Ontology annotation, cellular component: nucleus.